GCCUUUAGCUACUUUCAUGGUGACGUGCACGCCGCGCAUGCGCUUAUAGCCACUUCAAUAUCGGAACACUGGCUCGUGUCCAUAUUCUUUUCAGAUAAGUCACAUAAACCGCAUGGUUAGAUUGCGUUUGACGCACAAGAAGUUGUAGAAAAGUUGCAAGAUGUCUUUAUCAACAGCACGACCACUUAUAACAGUAUAUACCGAUAAAAAUGAAGCAUCGGGUGAUACAAUUACCCUACCCUCUGUUUUUAAAGCUCCAAUUCGACCUGAUGUUGUGAACUUUGUUCAUCAGCAAGUAUCUAAGAACAGCAGGCAACCUUACUGUGUGUCGAAAGAAGCUGGGCAUCAAACUUCUGCCGAGUCAUGGGGUACUGGCCGUGCUGUAGCACGUAUACCUCGUGUACGUGGAGGUGGUACCCAUCGUUCAGGACAGGGCGCCUUCGGAAAUAUGUGUAGAGGUGGGCGCAUGUUUGCGCCUACUAAACCAUGGCGACGUUGGCACCGUCGUAUCAAUGUUAACCAGAAGCGUUAUGCUCUUGUCUCAGCCAUUGCCGCUUCUGGUGUACCUGCUCUUGUUCAAUCUAAAGGGCACAUGAUUCAAGAGGUUCCCGAAUUUCCCUUGGUUGUUUCUGAUAAAAUCGAGACGUAUAACAAAACUAAGCAAGCUGUAAUUUUCUUGAGACGUAUCAAGGCAUGGAAUGAUAUUCAAAAGGUGUAUAAAUCGCAAAGAUUCCGCGCAGGAAAAGGAAAAAUGCGUAAUCGUCGACGUAUUCAACGACGUGGACCAUUGAUUGUCUACGGAAAGGAUGAAGGAAUAUGUAAAGCAUUUCGCAACAUCCCUGGUGUCGAUCUAAUGAAUAUCAACAAAAUGAACCUUUUGAAGAUGGCACCUGGUGGUCAUGUUGGACGUUUCGUCAUCUGGACAAAAUCAGCAUUUGAACAAUUGGAUGCUGUUUACGGUACUUGGCGCAAGGAGUCACAACUCAAGAAGGGAUAUAAUUUGCCAUUUUCCAAAAUGGCGAAUACAGAUUUAUCCAGGCUUCUGAAAUCUGAAGAAAUUCGUAAGGUUCUAAGAGCUCCUAGGAAGAAGGUGGUACGCAAGGUGAAGAAACUUAAUCCGUUAGCCAACACUCGAGCUAUGUUGCGUCUCAAUCCGUAUGCAGCAGUCCUGAAACGUGCUGCGAUCUUAACAGCGCAAAAACGUCAGCACGAGAAGGAUAUUCUUUUGGCCGAGAAGAGAGGCAUUAAUCUACCGAAGAAUUUAUCGGCUGUGAAGACCAAAAAGCUUCAGGAAAGAAGAAAGAAACAACUCAUAGCUGUCAAAGCAGCUAAACCUAAAAAGCCGAACACUGUAAAAAAAGUUGUUGCGGCAGAAGUUAAAAAAGAGAAGGAUACAGCGGUAGCGAAGAUUGCUGCACCAAAAGCUGCACCAAACUAAAAAGUAGAUAAUUGAACAAUUUGUACAUUACUUUGCACAUGCAGAAUACAUGUACAUACAUGAAAUAGCCAUCCAAAUAUCUUAUAAUAAGCAUCAAUGAAUCGUAAAAAAUAAGUUUUCAAAACUUGAUAGAAAAAAUAAUAAAAAUUAUAAUGACUUGUUUUUUUGAAUAA
Odontomachus brunneus is the source of this 1611-nucleotide messenger RNA. Its product is annotated as 60S ribosomal protein L4-like. NCBI's taxonomy places the organism in Eukaryota, Metazoa, Arthropoda, Insecta, Hymenoptera, Formicidae. The record is from RefSeq and is a predicted model, not a curated record. Bases 161 to 1438 code for a protein of 425 amino acids. The transcript is spliced from 8 exons. Gene Ontology annotation, cellular component: ribosome; cytosolic large ribosomal subunit. Gene Ontology annotation, biological process: translation. Gene Ontology annotation, molecular function: RNA binding; structural constituent of ribosome.